GCGCCUUGGGGAGGGUCCCUUUUGCCGGAAGUUACUGAGGAAAACACGCAGAUCAGCUGCUGUGAGUUGGCAGCGGCGGCGGCUGAUAGGCGGCAGAAGGCGAGCUCCUGUUGGAGGGUGGGGAGGAGAGGCGCGCGCCCUCUGCCUUCCGCUCCCCCCCCCCAAGCGUCGUCGCCUGAGGGACGCAGGACGUCGGGGCCGGGAGCCGCAGUUCUGCGCGGGGCGGAAGCGGCCGCGGAACGUUCCGUGAGUUCUCUCGCUCGGGGUUCUGGAACGCUCAGGUUCCGCGUCCUCCUUCUGGCCCCUCCCUCAGCAGCACCUACUCCCCGCAUUCACACGCACCCCCUACACCCGUGUCGAGCCCGUGUGAAAUUACCCAUACCCACUCAGCCACUGACACGUGGGGUGGGGUGGGGUGGGGUAGGAGAGGCUGCUUGAAACUCCUUGGGUUUUUGCUAAAAGUAAUCAGCUGCCUUUUCCCUGACUUUAUCCACUCUAAACAAACCGCACCCAGUCAGCUGGUUGGGUGGCAUAUUCUCAAAAUACGGGCUGUUAUGUCUUUUCUUAGCUAUUUCUGUUCUGUAUCCAGCCAGAUGGGCGGGGUAUAAAUAAAAAAUAAUCCUCCUCCUCCUUCUUCACCACCUUUGCAAAUGUUCGUUCUCUGCCAUUUAUUACCUGUCCAGUCUCCUUGACAGGCUGGCUUUCCUUCCACAUCCAUGUCCACUGUGCUUUCUCCAUUCCUAGCCCUAACUGGCCAUUUGGGAAUCUUGUAUUGCAGGGAUGUCCAACCAGUAGAUCGCGAUCUACCAGUAGAUCCCCGGUUGUUCCUGGUAGAUUGUGGGAUCCUUAUCAAGCACAAAAGGUUAUUGGGGGGGAGAGCUAAAAAAACCUCUUUGUAAUCAUCCCCUUAAAAAGCUCAACAACAAUCCACCCACCCUACGCAUGCACACUCCUCCUCCCUCCAAUGACAAUGGGUUGAUCACUGCCAGUUUUUUUUUAUUCUGGGAGUAGAUCACAGUCUCUUGGGAGUUGGACAUGCCUGUUGUAUUGUAAGUCAUGGGGGGGGGGCGGAAUAGUAGCUAGCUUGUUGCUUGUUUGCUUUUUUUUCUUGUCCGCGUGAUGCUGGAACUUUCAUCCUUGUUCAUUUUAAAUUCUUACGCACCAGAGUUGCUUGGCAUUUGAGAAAUGCAUAUGACGGAGACUGAUUUUUAACCCUUUGUUAACAAACUUGUAAAGUUUGGUCGCGAAGCUUUUAGGAGUGCUUCAUGAAGUCAUGGUGCAGGAUCUGGUUCUUGCUUAGGCCUCAUUUUCAGUGAGAUGGAAAAUGUGUUUGGUACCAGAAAAAUACAUCUCUAAUCAUAGGCAAAGGUCAAGUGGGAGUAUUCAAGACUAAGGCUUGUGGCUGCAACAAUGAGCUGUGGGGUUCUUGCUGCAUCUGAGCUAGGCCUAGAUGGUGGGAAGAAAGACUAGACUCCACCCCAGUUUUUGUGUGUGGAAGGAAUUUAUUUGUAUGGAAGAGCAUUUAAUGGAGGGGAAAGCCCAAAAGGAGAAUAGUCAGGACUUCCACAAAGGAGGAAGGUUAUCUUUAAAUGAUAGUGUGUACUGUAUCAUAUAUUUCAAAAUGUGAUAAGCCAGCCCUGAUGCAUUUGGAGGCUCUCUGGCUCACUCUGCUGGAUGAAGUCCUGAACAUCUGCCCUGAAGUCCUGCCCUGACAGCCCUGCUGCUUGCAUGUAUGUAACAGCCACAGAGUCAGGGUUGCAAUAAGCUGUUAACAAUGGCAACAGGACAAAGUGGAUUUAAGAAAACAGUCUGUGAUAUUAAGUAUAUCUACUUGGAUGUCCAGUUGGUGCCAAUGGUGGUUCUGUGAUUGCAGCAUUACUUGAAAGCAAGCUCUUUAGUAGUUGUACAGAUUAUUGAAGGGCAGUUGCUCAUCCCAGCUCUGCUCACCUGCUCCAUUUCCUUCUGCUUGCUUCUGCCAACUUUCUUCAUCCACUGCUAUACCACCAUAACUAGCUACAUUAAUGCCUCCUCUAUUUUGAACAGACUUUUAGCCUAUUGUGGGUAGAAAAGAGUAGGAUUGAGCUUUAUCCAGUUGCCAAGUGUUGAAUUAUGUGCUCGCGAAGCCCUCUGGGACUAAGGAAGGAAGGAAUAUGGUUAUGAUUGCAUCCAUGUCCUUGCACUUCUUAAAGAGCAAAGGAGAUUGCAGGUGCCCAAGUUUGUGCAGUUACUGAGAGAUCUUGAACUUGAUAUGAGCUGUGUCCACUGUUAAGACAUUGCCAUCACAGUUACAUUGCAUUGUUUUCAGGUAGGGUAAAGAACAAAGUGAGGUCAUGUGACAAGGGCGUGUCAUUCUAAGCCUGCUCAGAGGGCAGUAAGAUCCACUAGAUUCUAAGGGAGCAUGUCUGCAGUUGAGCUUCAAAAGACUUCCAUUGGCAAAAUUCUCUAUGUUUAUUUGGCAGCAAUCCCCAAUUUGUUCCUUGGUGUUCACUUUGAGAUAUGUGUGUUUAAGGAUUGUAACCUAAAUGUGAUAACUUGCACCUUUAUUUUGUUUGUUUUUUAAAAUCCAUUGGUCUGUUUUCUUUCCUUUUCAGCAAGAUGUUGCCUACCACGUCUCUUAAUUCCCUAGAUCAUGACAACGGCUCUUUAAACUCUAGGGAGGCAGCCAGGCACACAGCAGGGUUCAAGCGCUACAAAUACUUGAGGAGACUCCUUCACUUUCGGCAUAUGGACUUUGAGUUUGCUCUGUGGCAGAUGCUGUAUCUAUUCACUUCACCACAGAAAGUGUACAGGAACUUCCAUUACAGGAAACAAACAAAAGACCAGUGGGCAAGAGAUGACCCAGCUUUCCUUGUGUUGCUGAGUAUCUGGCUAUGCGGUGAGUGCCUGAGAAAUUUAUUGAAUACCGUACAGGGAAUAGUUGACCAGAGCUGCGCUUGCUCCAGAAAAAUGCAUCAUUUGUACUGCUGUAGCUUUUUCUGUGUAAAACCCAUGCUUAUAUAAUUUCAUUCAGUGGGGAACAUGUGUUCCUACACAUUCCCUCUUGCACCUCAUCCAUGAAAACAAUAAGCAAUGAAUAAACUAUGAUUGCAAUAUCUGCCACAUCCACACUGAUAAAGAUUCCCUCACAUUUUGGCUUCAGUUACUUCAUCCUGCAGUCCACAGCCAAUCUGUUCUGUGCAUUGCAUGGUUUUAAAAUUCUCAGUUCUGUGAUCCCUGGCAUGUGACAAAGAAUGACAAGCCCUAAGUCAGGCAUAGGCAGACUUGGCCCUCCAGAUGUUUUGGGACUACAACUCGCAUCAUCCCUGACCACUGGUCCUGUUAGCUAGGGAUGAUGGGAGUUGUAGUCCCAAAACAUCUGGAGGGCCGAGUUUGCCUGUGCCUGCCCUAAGUGAUAAAAAUCCAAUUACCCUGGCAAAAUUAUGAGGCAGGCAGAAAUUCUGCCAUCUGAGAACUUACAUUGUGGAUUUGUUUAUUUCUGCACUGUGCAACAAUGCGUGAUUGGCUUUUUUAUGAACAGAAAGGUUUAACUUUAUUUGUGUUGAUGUCCCACAUCCUACACAAACAUGUGCCAGAGAUCACACAGUUGCCCAUUUCUUGCUUUAUUUGUGUACAUGUAGUACAGCCCACACAUUUUACUCUUGCAAAUCCUAGUUGUAUGCAUAUACCCAACAAUUUUAUGCUAUAAGCCUUAAACAGCACAGCACUAAACAUGCUACAAGUACUUUUCCAGUAAAAUUAAGUGAAAGAAAAUCUGAGAGCAAAUGGGUAUUCUUUCAACCUACUUACGUGUCAAGAGUUAAUCCUCUGUCUCUGCUGUUCGUCUUCCUCCUUCAGUAUCCACUAUAGGAUUUGGCUUUGUGUUGGGCUUGGGCUUUGUUGAAAUGAUAAAGCUGCUGCUCUGGGUCAUCUUUAUAGACUGCGUAGGAGUUGGCCUUCUAAUUGCAACUUUCAUGUGGUAAGUCUUUAAAACAACCUGAGUAGAGUUGGGUGGUUUUUUGAGAAGUUUGAAUCUUGCUGUAUAGAAUAUGAUUGCUGGAACCUUCAGCUACAGUCCUAAGUUUGUCUACUUGUAAGGAAGAAGAGUUUAAGUAGACACAUUUCUCAUCUCUGGGCUAGAUGUACAGUGCUGUUCCAGCAGAAGGUUUCAGUUCAAAAUCUGGCAAAAAGAAAAUAUUUAAUGUACAAGUAAUUCUGGGCUGUUAUGUACUUAAAUAUAAGGGUAUGUUUCUGAAGGUAGCCAUGGAGAUGGAAAAGUACUCACUUCAGCUGUUAAAUUGGCUGCCAUGUUAAUCAGUUUUAUCUUUAAAAUAUUUGUGCAUUGCAGCGAGAGAGAAAAUGUGCAAGGGACUAGGACUACAGAAUUACUAGGACAGUACAUUCAGAGUUAGUAUAUAGAAGGCCAUAUUGCAUCAGUUACAGGAUAGGGGAAUAACCUUUCCCCUCUUGCCCUGGUUCCGCAGUCUUCUUACUGACAUGUACAUUUGUUUAGCUGGCUUCUAGGGAAUCAAAAAUAUUUCCUAUGUUGUAGUUUUUUCAGUAAUCCUUACCAGAGCCCUGUAAAUCCAUAAAUGCAUUUGUGUUCUUCAGAAUAUGAGAAAUGGAAAAUAGCAAGGAUUAAUAUUUCUAGGCUGUAAUUUCACCAAAAAGUUGAAAUUGUCAAAGUUUGCAUACUAUUUUUUAACAUGUCUGUUCCAAAUUCUCUCCCCCUCCCCGAGGUUCAUCUCCAAUAAGUACUUGACAAAGCACCCGAACAGAGACUGUGACGUAGAGUGGGGAUAUGCCUUUGAUGUUCAUUUGAAUGCUUUUUAUCCACUUCUCGUCAUCUUACAUUUCAUACAGCUGUUCUUCAUCCAUUGUAAGUAAACCUUCCCUUCCCUGACUUGAAGCAUUUUUUGCCUUCUCUUGCUUUGUGCUGACACUGUAAUUCACCUGGAGGAUCCUGGGGGGCACCACGCCCUAUAGCGAUGGUGGCUCCUGCAGGAUCAGAGAGGCAAAAUCCUGCAAUUUUCUUCUGGAGGAGGAGGAGGAACUCCCUACCUUCCAGACCAAGAGGUUGUCUAUGGCCUGGGCUCUGUUUCUGACUAGUCACUGCCUCUUGUUUCUUUUUCAGAGAGGUUUUGCGCCCCACCCCCACCCCCAAUUUCUGGUUUCUCCCUCCCUUUCCUUCCCUUUUUCCUGGGCUAGUUGGGGGGGGGUAUUCUUUUCUGACAGUAAGAGUCUGCAAACCUGGCACUGCUUCAUGCCACGGUUUAGUACCUCAACCAGGCUUUUUUUCCCCCUGAGGAGUCUUCUGGAUUGGGUUCCCUCACAACCAUGCUUAGUGCUGGUCUGGGAGAAAUGGGGAGACAUGAUGUUUCUGGCUGAGGCAGUUGCUCUUUGACCUGACCCUUUUGGUGUGUUCACAGUUGCCUCCUCUGAGGGCAGGCAGACAAGUGCUUAGGCCCUGCUUAUGUGAGUUUGGAGGUGGCUUCAGGCAAGGUUAGCCUGUCAAAGGACAUGGCCAGCAGCUCGCUUUGGAUCAGCCAGCAGCUGAAGAGCUCCAUGGACCUUCUCUAAAGUGUCCCAUAGUGGCUUUUCCACAGUGAGCUCCAGUCUGUUUCUGUAUCCUACUGGAGGCAACACCCCAAUGGUACACAGCGCCCUUUUUGGGACCUUCAGUGAGCAGAAGUUCACUGGGUUAAGAAACUUUGGUUUUCUCUCUUGCAGACGUAAUUUUAUUGAAUUCGUUUAUUGGCUAUUUCGUUGGGAAUACUUUCUGGCUGACUGCAAUUGGUUAUUACAUCUACGUGACAUUUCUAGGGUACAGUGGUAAGCAUCGAAGCCUUUGCAACCUAGUUAGCAACAAGAAUAGUGCCUUCUUCCCAGUCCUUUUUUGCUAAAUCCCUGUUUCAGUAUGAGUAAACUUUAUGAUAAGCAUCAGGGGAGGGCUCACUCUGACAGCAACUCUACAAGCUUUGCACAGCAUCGUUACUUGAAAUGCUGUGUAAUAUGUAGUGGCUUUAACUGACCUGCCACGUGACUCUGCAUCCCUUUGUGAAAGUACUGCGCUUGCAAAUGUGGAGCCAACAGAAGCUAUACUGGCUUACAGCUAUGCAUGCUUUUGUCCCUGUGGGUGAGAAUGUGUGAAGUCAGCCUUCUGUGUGUUUAUUUGUGGGGGGGUGUAGAGUUUCCCCCUUAGGGGAUUUCCUUAGUAUUUUUUGCAUUCUACAAACCUGCCUUUCUCUACCCUGUUUUUCGUGUGCAUGGUGCAGAACCCAUAUGGGGAGAGCGAGUUUGCUAUUGCUGCCUAGGAUAGAGUUGACAGUAUCAGUUGGGCAACAGACAGUGAAAUUCUGGACUUUCACUCAAUUUUAAACAUGGGUUUGUGAUGCAGUAUGGUUGGGAGGUAGUUGAUGUUGCUCAAGAAACAAGGUCGAAGCGCCACAGGGCCAGUUGUGCAAUCCUUUGGGUUAUAUAUUUAUGAACAUGCCAGAUUCCAAAGAGACGAAGUUUAAGAAUGGCGGGAGGACAUGUGGCCGUGCCUUAUAUCGUAAGGUUACCAGAUUUUUUUCAAUGAAUCCGGGGACACUUUAAAUAAAAUAAAUAAAUGCUACACGUUCGGGACGCUGAUGCUGCAGCAACGGCAGUGGCAGAGGGGUGGCCACCGCCUUGACCUCAGCCACCAUGUUUCCCCUUCCUCUGAAGCUUCUAUCUCCUUUCUCCAUGCGCCUGGGUGGUAACGAGACUUGGGCAGCGCAAUGCCUCCUUUCCCAUCGGAGCAGCCCCAUUCCUGCUUGCACACAAGCACUGAUAGGCAGCUUGAAGCCUCCCUUCACAGCUGGGAGAUCCCCACCCCCUCCUGCUUGCAUGCAAAUAGGAGUUGGGAGGCUGCUCCGAUAGGCAGCAUGAAGCCUCCCUUCACAGCUUAGUUGCUGGGGUCAGGGAAGGUGGAGGCAGCCCGGAAGCUGCAUCUUAGAGCCCCUGCACCACCAUCAUAUGGGGACUUCCGAGCAGCUCCUGAAGCCAGCCAGAGCCAACUGCUCCGGGCUGCUGAGACUGCUGCUGCUGCUGCGUUUCCCGGGGACAAUUGAUGAAAUCCGGGGACAUUCCGGGGAUGGAAUUUGUCCAGGGACUUAUUCGCAAAUCCAGGGACCGUCCCCGGGAAACAUCUGGUAGCCCUAUUAUAUCUUGCAGGACUACAGCUCUUUUCAUCCUCUGCCUAUGCUGCCUGGGGAUGCUGGGAGUUAAUAAUUCAGUGACAUCAGGGAAGGCCACAUCUUAGCCACCCGAUUCAAGUUUUUCUUUUUUUGUAAAGGAUGGGAGGGGCAUGCGUUUACUAGAAACAGUAGUUAUUUUAGGCGUGGAUUUUUUGUUGAGGACUGUCAAUAUUAAGAUGAUUGUGAUGUUCCUUGCCAUUGGCACCUUCAGAAAAAUUGCAUGCUUUCUCACUUUUGAAACUCUCUCCUACUUUCAGCUUUGCCGUUCUUGAAGAACACAGUCAUCCUUCUCUACCCGUUUGCACUUCUCAUCCUGCUCUAUGUGGUUUCAUUAGCGAUGGGAUGGAAUUUCACAAAAAUGCUUUGUGUUUUCUAUACGUACAGAGUGAAAUAAACUGCAGACUUUAUAAUGGAUUGCUUGUUCUUGCCUCUUGUACCACUGUCAGCAAAGGUGAGAUGCUCCUGUAAAUUACUGUAAAUAACUUACUCUUCACUGUAGAUCAGUGUGUACAAAGUUUUGGUUUUUAAAAAAUGUAUUUACAACUGCAGACUUAUAGUGAUUCUGUAUUCUCUUGCAGUCCCUUCCUAAUGGAAAAGCUGUACAUUACUGUAAUAAAUAUUUUUUAAGAACAACUGUGUGCAACAUUGAAAAGGCAUU
Molecule: messenger RNA, 7854 nt
Organism: Podarcis lilfordi (Lilford's wall lizard)
Lineage: Eukaryota; Metazoa; Chordata; Lepidosauria; Squamata; Lacertidae
Source: the annotation of a GenBank genome assembly